UUAUAUUUCAUAUGAUUGAACACGCUGUCGUGUCAGUCAGAAACUACAGGACCAGCAGGUUAUUGGUUUGCGAUUAUAAUUCAGAUUCAGAUUCAGAUUGUGACAGCAGCAUUGGCAGGCUGAUUAAAAACAAUCUCACUGUUUUUGCAGUUAAGAGAACUCAAAUAGUUAAUUUUGUGCAGAGAAAACGCUUCUUAAAAGCUAGAAGAGUGCUCCUUUAAAGCUGUAUUUAUUGUGCUCUUUUAAUGCUGAUGGCCUUUCUUUACUAGAUUUUAAAAUAUGAUUUUUACUCAUUUGACAGAAUGUUUGAUUUGAAGUGAAUUUGAACUUUUCCGAAUAAAUUCGUAUUUCCAAAUAACUGACAUUAUUAGUAUUAUUAUUAGCAGUAGCUGAAGUAUUGUUGUCGUUCAAAUGAACCAGCAGCAAAUCUUAAAAAAUUCAGAAAUAUAAAAGUUAUGUAAACCUACAAAUGAUGACUGUUCAGCAGUUAGUUUUAUGGUUAUUGUAAGCAGACUCGUGGAUUUACAAGUCGUUAACACAAUUUAUAUGACCAACCCUUAUUGCGAUUUUUUAUUAUUAUUUAAAUGUUGACACUUAUUUCGCCAAUGUCACAUUUAGCAACAUAUUAAUUGUAUAUAAAACAAUAACGUCUAAAUAUAUAUAUUAAGAAUUGCUGUGCAUCAUUAUUUUUAUGCACAGAUUAAAUAAAUCUAUUCAGAAGAUCCUUAGUCUGUGCAUAAAAAUAACGAUUCACAGCCAUUCUUAAUAUAUAUUCAGACAUUAUUGUUUUAUCUACUAUUAAUCUGUGCAUGAAAAUAAUGAUUCACAAUGUAAAAUAAUGAUUUUGAAAGUUUUUAAACCUGCCAUGGCGAUGGAGUUGCUGUGCGUUUUAAUGUAUGCCUCCCUUAAUGGUGAGAAUGGCGCAGUUUUUUGGGAAGGGAGACAGGCUCUGCGGAACAAAGACAGUAUUUCACAGUCAGCUGACAGGCAGAGGUAUUUACAACCUCACUGCAAUGCGGCAAAAAAGGCGAGAGGAGCCUAAACGAGUUAACCGAACCAGAGCAAUGAGCUAACGUUUAUACAAAUUAAAUUCACUUACUUUAGAACAAUAUAUCUAGCCUAUAUAUUGCAAAACAAACUCAAACAGAUUAUUGUAGGCCUAAUAAAAAACUGGUGAUUUAUAAAGAAUUCUUACAGAAUAUUUUAAUAGUUUAAAAGAUUUUCCCCCAUGAUUUUAUAAUCACGCAAUCUCUGCAUUGUACUCAAAUCGCUUACACCAGGAUAUUCUCGUUAAUUUAGCUUUUAAAACCACAACAUUUAGAAUGCUGCCAUUUUAAAACUUAGGUCACAUUACAUUAAAUAGGCCUAUUGUCUUAAAUAGUAAAUAAUAAAUAUGCUCUGUAAAAUAUGGCAGUAAUGUAAGUUGUAUUAUUUAUUGAUGUAUUAUAUGAACAGUGAUGUGUUAUACGAAGUAUAGCCUAUGUCUAAAAUAAUAAUAAUAAUAAAACGUCUUUCAGUGCUUUAUUUCUGCAUUAGCAGCUGUGCGAAAGAAAAAAAAAAAAAAAAAAAAAAAAAAAGACAGAACACCUAGGCAAUAUUUGCUUUGGUCGGCAGGCGGUGCUGUUGUCUAACACUCUGAGACUUGCUUGUCCGUUAUCUGCAUCUUUGUCCUUGAGGUCAUUUCCUGCGACUGUGAUUGGUUGUCGCAGUCUUGUGACACUACAGUCACACAGUUCUCUUAUUAACUGACAGAAAUUUUCAUUUUUUUUAGAACGAAGUAAACAUAAUACUUUCAGGAACAGUGUGAGAAUAGUGGGAAUUAUUUAAGAUGUUUUAAAUAAUUAUUGAUUAUAAUUCAUUUUCACGUGCACUCUUUUCAGUGUUGACAUAAAGUUGUUUUACGUUUUAAGGUCAUAUUACGAUAAAAAAUAUAUACAUUUGUCCAAGAUAAUAGAUUGUAAUGUGAGUUUGAAGUCAUGUUGGCUACACAUUUCAUGCACUUUAAUAACCUGUGAAAUAUAAUUAUAAAUGUAUGCAUUUAUGUGAAUACCGAAUUAAAUGCUUAAGAGGUGAGAACAUUUCUCUUACCAGUAAAUGCUAUAAUAUUCAUGUCCAUUUGUGACUUUAGCAUAAAUCGACAACCCGCCAUAUGGCGCUAAUAUGUUUUUUUUUUUCCUCUCAACGUAAUUUUACCUUGAAUUUACAGUCGAAAAAACACUCCCAUUAGUUCACACGUCAGAAAUUUCACAAACACCUCAUUUGUCCUAGAGGGAAAAAACCCCCUGCAAACUGAAGCAACACAUUGGUUAAGAAAUAUUGCACGAAAUAAUUAUAUUAUUCUAUAAAUAGGCUACCACAAGAAAUGUAUAGUAGCAAACAUUAAUCUAGGAUACAAGAAAUAAACUCUGGUUUUCGACAGUGUGUUUUUCCCUCUGAGUGCAUUGAAUGCGAAUUGAACCCCGUGUCUUUAUUUCCUCCUGAGAUCAGAGUAAUCGCCAUUAUUGAAUAAGUGCAACUUUCAGGAUUAUUUAUGGCACCCGCGCGCUGUCAUGAAUGGCUGUGGGGAAGCACGUGAUACCAUUAAACUUUGUUUUAUGGCCAGGGAGUUGACAAGCCAAAAUAUAAUUCACAUUGUAUAUUAGAAAGGUCGCUCAGACGGUUUAGAAAAGAUCCCAGUGUCGCUGCAGAGGAGAGCGGCUCCACGCGUGUUUUGAUCAUGGAUAUUCAAACUCGUCGAUACGCUUUACGCGACGCGUCUUCUUCAGGAGAACUGCCCAGCGGUUCUUCUCUUUUAUGUGGUGUUUGAUUAUUGAUUGGCACGGCGCAUUGAUGGCGAACCAGGGCGCCCUAUACAGCGAGCUGAAAGGAUGAGAAGCGCUGGAAUGAUGAGACUCCAGUAACUUCUGAGUGACCUCUACAUGACAAAGACGGUCUCCAUCAAUUGUCUGCUGGCUUUAUGUGCCUCUUUUUGUGCCUUGGACCGUUUUUUUAAUCUUUUGUCUUGUUUUGUUUUUUACCACUCAAAAUCCCUGGGUUGAGUUUGAUUUAGGUUAGUUGAAUAUUAAAUUACCAAAUGGGCUUCAUGCACAUAAAUGUGAUGCAAAUCCAUGUUUUUAUGUGAUAUGAUCAAAUAGGGAUCCUCCCAUGUGGUAAUGUGCGUGACCACAUGGUCUGAAUACACAAACAGAUUUUUUUUCUCUUCUUCAUACACAUGCAGACCGGGUAUUUAAUCAAUUAAAAUUUAUAUUAUAUUUGUUACCAUCCUAAUUGAGAGAUAAAGUGGAGUUUGUGAAAUUCACUACUAGGUGUGCACAGCUUCUUCUCAGUUGAUGAAGUCCCUCCACCUCGAUUGGCCAAGCUGGUCACAUGGUAGCCUAACUUUAUUCAGUUGACAGCAAGUAGGAGGGCUUUAUGGAGGGAGGAAAAAAAGACAACUCGAGAAAAAUUAGUAUUUCCUACCUUCAGAAAUUAAUGGCCAUGAGUUCGUACAUGGUGAACUCCAAGUAUGUGGAUCCAAAAUUUCCUCCUUGUGAGGAAUAUUCUCAGAACAGCUAUAUACCUGAAGAGAGCCCUGGCUACUACAGUCCGUCGCAGGACACUGAUUUCCAGCAUCCCGGAAUCUAUUCACGGUCAAACUACUCUGAACAGCCCUUCAGUUGUAACACUGUCCAGGGCUCAUCGGUGCAGCCGCGGGGUCAUGUGCAGGAGCAGACCAGCCCUUUCCCCGCACAGACAGAGCAGUGUCCUGCGGUCCAAAUAUCCGGACCGAGGACUUGUGGGCAACAGCAAAACACAAAGAGCCAGAACGGGAUACCAGCCAAGCAGCCUGCUGUAGUUUAUCCAUGGAUGAAGAAAGUGCACGUUACCACGGUCAACCCGGACUACACAGGACCUGAACCCAAACGUUCUCGGACAGCCUACACAAGACAGCAAGUUCUCGAACUAGAAAAGGAGUUUCAUUUUAACAGGUAUCUAACAAGACGGCGUCGCAUUGAGAUCGCGCACACCCUCUGUCUCUCUGAGCGACAGAUUAAAAUCUGGUUUCAGAACAGAAGAAUGAAAUGGAAAAAGGACCACAAACUCCCCAACACGAAAGGAAGAUCGGCGUCAGUCGGAAAUCAGCAUGCACAACACGCUCAGAAGGACAGCCAUACAGAGAUCACAACUUUAUAAGUGGAUAUCUCUCUCCCUCCCUCCAGAUGUACAGAUGAACUGUAUGUAAUAGACAAUGCUUUAUUUGACAUUGCAUGGUAGCAAAUGUUGGGUACAAGUGCCAAAAACUGAGAACCAGAAGCACACACUACGACUAAAUGCAGCGUGAAAACUGCUAUGCGUUCAGAAUAUUUCAAUUUCCAGUAUUGUAACCCUUUGCAACUGAGGCAAAGAGGAUAUGAGGCAUCGAAUGAUGGUUCACGUGCCACAACGAGGUACAGUAACACGUUAAGAAAGCUCACGCUAUUUUACACAAACUUGCCAAAUUUUUUGGAGAGCAUGGUUCUUUUUAGUGACACUAUUCACAAUUUUAAAAAUCUCUGUAUUUUAACCUCCCCUUUACUCUUUUUAAAAACAUUGUGGCAAGUUUACGGCAAUUUAUCUUAACUUAAUCAUUAAAGAGAACUUAAGCAAAGAAAUGUCCAGCGUAUAAUAAAUUACGGAAUGUCUUAGGGGUUUUUUGUACUUAAGUCAAAUGGGUGCAAGUAAUAAAAACUAAAUAAAAUUAGUUAAUGAUAAGGGGGGGAAAAUCGUUGCUUGGAAAAUUAUUUAUUUGUAGAUUAAAAAGCUGAAGAAAUUUCCUUCUGAACCUCGCUUACUGUGCGCCCCUCAUUAAAGGUUUACUUUCUAAACGACUCUUUCAGUCAAGUAAUUUUUACCUUGUUCGUGUAAUUUCUAAGAAUUUCGUUAUUGGUGUUUUACAAUUGUUUAUUCAAGCUUUUAAACAUGUCAUAUUUAAUCCAGAGAAAAAUGUCUCUUUUUGACACGAAUAUUCCAUGCCUUACUUCACUAUAAAUCCCGCCCGACAUCUUUGUAAACAACAUAGCUACAAUUAAAGAACAGUAGCCAGUAUUAUAUCUGUCUUCCAGACAUUACCUGAAAUUCUUGAAAAGCAGCUUUUUUAUUUUGCAUUUUAGACACGUUUAGCCAUCAAGAUGUUUGAACCUUCUAUUUAUUAAUUGUUAAAAGCUUUAUGUCCUAUGUGAACGUACUUAUCCGUUCCAUAAUUAUCAAAUUCCGUUUUAAGUUUUUAAGUUCUUAUAUAUAUAUAUAUAUAUAUAUAUGUAUAUAUUUCUGUAUAUUGUGCAUAUUUUCUACAGGCAUAUUUUGCAGUAACUAAAUAAAUAUUAUGCAGAGAGGUUUCACCCAAACUGCGUCAUAUUGUUUUGAAUCUAGAAACUCUUGAGAUAGGAAAAACACGUUUUAUCAAGCACUUUCAUACACGUUGUUAUUUUUUUAAAAAGGGAUUGGUGUCGAAAGGGAUUGGUGUCUGGAAAUGGUUUUCCAACAGUGAUUAAACUUAGAC
This is a messenger RNA of Megalobrama amblycephala (Wuchang bream), 5518 nucleotides long. It is a transcript of the gene hoxd4a, whose product is annotated as homeobox D4a. Gene Ontology annotation, biological process: anterior/posterior pattern specification; embryonic skeletal system morphogenesis; regulation of transcription by RNA polymerase II. NCBI's taxonomy places the organism in Eukaryota, Metazoa, Chordata, Actinopteri, Cypriniformes, Xenocyprididae. The coding region runs from base 3412 to 4173 and encodes 253 amino acids. The transcript is spliced from 3 exons. Gene Ontology annotation, cellular component: nucleus. Gene Ontology annotation, molecular function: RNA polymerase II cis-regulatory region sequence-specific DNA binding; DNA-binding transcription factor activity, RNA polymerase II-specific. The record is from RefSeq and is a predicted model, not a curated record.